Molecule: messenger RNA, 654 nt
Organism: Strongylus vulgaris
Lineage: Eukaryota; Metazoa; Nematoda; Chromadorea; Rhabditida; Strongylidae
Source: the annotation of a GenBank genome assembly
AUGUUUUUGUCUCGAGGUGUGUUCAAAGCCCUUAUGGAAUGCAUAGAUAAUGAUCUAGGAGUUACGCCGAAUAUGACUCUUGAGCCAUAUGCAGAACAGAUGCAAAGAUCAUCCACAUCGACUUGGCAUGCAGCAUCAUCAUCCAGUACAUACUAUGUGAAUACCCUCACGUUGUCGAAGAAUGCUCUAACGUCUUCUACACGCGGAAGCAAGCGUAUGGGUGUUUUUGUUAAGGGUAAUGAGAUCGAACGCCUUUGCGCUUGGUUAAAUCCUCUUGGUGAUGCAACUGAGGAGGGUGUUGCCCCUGUUGAGCAGUGGAUGAAAAGUACCUUGCCAGAGGCGAGAAUGGAAGCUAGAGUAUUGAAAGAGAACGCUAGAUUGGCAUGGGACAUCUCACCAGAGCUAGCGGUCAACUUACCGACUAGGUACGAGUUUUUUUUCUGUAUUUCUCACAGAAGAUCCGUAAAAACUAGGAGAUUCCGCACAUGUCCAUCUCUUCGUGACACUUUGCAAGAUAUGGUUCGUUGCCAACCUGAGGCUGUCUCGCACAUUCCUGAGGCGCUUUCGCUGUUUCUGGGAGAUUCCUCGACAUUUGAACAUAGUGAAAUUGCUCAUGUGCUGACAUGGUCUACUUGUUCCCCUGUGAUGGCUUUA